Molecule: messenger RNA, 1209 nt
Organism: Cucurbitaria berberidis CBS 394.84
Lineage: Eukaryota; Fungi; Ascomycota; Dothideomycetes; Pleosporales; Cucurbitariaceae
Product: carbohydrate-binding module family 1 protein
Exons: 4
Coding region: 81-1205 (374 amino acids)
Biological process (GO): carbohydrate metabolic process
Cellular component (GO): extracellular region
Molecular function (GO): cellulose binding
Source: RefSeq, a predicted model, not a curated record
CACUCUUCACUCUCUUCUCUUCUCUUUUCUCGUCGCUUGUCUAAGUCUUAGAUCGUGCUCCGCCAAUUCCAAAAACCACGAUGGAAACAUUGUCAGCUCUGCUUGGCUUGCUUACUUGCAUACUCUGGGCGGGUCUCUUUGUCAUACCUUCGCUUGGACAGAAUGUGACGUUCACACGCGGACAAAAGUUUCAAAUCAUAUUACUAGGUGUACCAGACAUGUCCAAAAUGCCUCUUCCACCAACGGACGCUCCGGUUUGGGACAUCGAUCUCUUUGAUAGCCCGGCGUCAACAAUAAAGGGUUUGAAAGCAGCGGGCAAGAUCGUGAUUUGCUAUUUCAGCGCCGGGACUGGGGAAGAUUGGAGGGAAGACUACAGAGACUUUCCAGCUGUAGAUAUGGGCAAGGUACUGCCAGAGUGGCCGAAUGAGAAGUGGCUACGUACAGGUAGUCAACAGAUUCGAAACAUAAUGACGAAGCGUAUCAAGCUAGCUGCUGAUAAAGGAUGCGAUGCAAUAGAUCCGGACAACACAGAUGGAUAUCAAAAUGACAAUGGCUUAAAUCUCAAAAAUACUGACGCGAUCGACUACAUGCGAUGGAUGCAAAAAGAAGCCGCGAAGUACAACAUGAAGAUUGGUCUUAAGAACAGCUUAGACAUUGUCAACGACCUGGCGCCAAUCAUGGAUUUUGCAGUCAACGAGCAAUGUGCACAGCUAGGCGAGUGCCAGGUGUAUGCAAAUUUCGUCGCACUGAACAAGCCAGUCUUUCACAUCGAAUACCCCAAUCCGCUGAACGCACAAGCGGCUAAUGGCGUGUCAUGCAAAGGACCAGGAGUAGCUGCCCUGAGCACAAUUCUGAAGGAUUUGCAGUUGAAUGGAAUCACUUAUUAUUGCGACGGUAGCUAUGCCGAUACGCCAACCCUUGGGGGUACAUCGCCUCCAAGACCGACUCCCUCGCGACGACCUACCCCAACGCCACCGAGACCAACUCCACCGAGACCAAGUUCGACAACGCUGCGACCCACCCUAACGCCAAGCCGUACAUCAUCGACACAAACACCAACGACUACACCCGGAGGUGGUGGAGGAACGUGUAAGCAGAAACAUUGGGAUCAGUGUGGUGGAAGAGAUUGGAAGGGGUGUACAGUUUGCGAGUCACCGUAUACUUGCAAAGGGGUGUCGCCUCCAUAUUAUUAUCAGUGCUUAUAGAUAC